AUGCAUUAUUUCAACUGUAGGGAUUUUACUUUGGAAACAGACGGGGUAAAAGUGAUUGAAAAUGUAUUAACAUUGAAAGAAAUUUCAACCCUUCAAAAUACCAUGUGGACUUGGCUUCAUAAUAAAACCCAACACUUAAAUAAACCCAUUGUUCAAAAUGAUCCCUCUACCUACGUCUCUAUUUUUAAACUUUGUCCCAAACAGGGCAGGUUGUUUCAAUAUGGGGAUUUUGGACAUAAUCCACUGUCUUGGACUAUUCGUCAACAUCCUAAUGUGAUAGAAGAAUUUAUUCGUAUUUGGCAUACCGAGCACCUAUUAACUAGUUUUGAUGGUAUCAGUAUUUCUUUACCGCAAAAAUUUAACAAGCACAGCUGUCAUCACAACAAAGAAUGGUUUCAUACUGAUCAAAAUUUUCAACGUAACGGAUUUGAAUGUGUACAAGGAUUAGUUAAUCUCUAUCCCGUCCACAAGGGCGAUGCAACCUUUCGAUUUUUGAGAAAAAGUCAUGCACUGCACCAAGCUUUUCAAGAGACUUUUCAAAUUAAACACAAGUCAGAUUGGUGCUUGUUAACUCCUCCACAAAAACAAUUUUAUAUUGAUCGUUUGGAAAAAAACUCCGAUAUUUGUGUAGAAGCUCCUGCUGGUUCACUAGUGUUGUGGGACAGUCGAACGAUCCAUCAAGAAAUAGGACCUCAAAAAAAUAAUAAAUGUUCUAUUCAAUGUACUCCAUAUGUGUGUAUGACACCAGUCAAUCUCGCUAGCAAAUUGCAACUCAAGAAAAGAAUAAAAUAUUUCGAAGCGAAACGAACGUGUAAUCAUUUACCUCACAAAGUCAAAGUGAUUAGUAAAUUACCAAUAUCAUUUGGUAAACACUGCCCAACAAUGGAUCUAGACAAUUUACAAGUGACGGAUUUAAUAAAAAGAUUAGUUGGAUAUCCCUAUCUUCAUAGAAAAUAUAAACCAUUAAAAGUGAAAGUCAGUAUUUGA
Molecule: messenger RNA, 987 nt
Organism: Parasteatoda tepidariorum (common house spider)
Lineage: Eukaryota; Metazoa; Arthropoda; Arachnida; Araneae; Theridiidae
Source: RefSeq, a predicted model, not a curated record